Molecule: messenger RNA, 2800 nt
Organism: Gorilla gorilla gorilla (western lowland gorilla)
Lineage: Eukaryota; Metazoa; Chordata; Mammalia; Primates; Hominidae
Product: putative E3 ubiquitin-protein ligase makorin-4
Exons: 2
Coding region: 65-1504 (479 amino acids)
Biological process (GO): protein polyubiquitination
Molecular function (GO): metal ion binding; ubiquitin protein ligase activity
Source: RefSeq, a predicted model, not a curated record
GAUCCCGGAAGUUCCGGGGCGUUCCGGGGCGUUCUGGGGCCUUUGGAGCGUAGGAUAAGCAGUAAUGGCGGAGGCUGCAGCUCCCGGAACAACAGCCACAACAUCAGGAGCAGGAGCGGCAGCGGCGGAGGCGGCGGCAGCAGUCUCCCCAACUCCGAUCCCCACAGUCACCGCCCCGUCCCCGAGGGCGGGCGGAGGGGUCGGCGGCAGCGACGGCAGCGACGGUAGCGACGGUAGCGGCGGCAGGGGCGAUAGUGGCGCGUAUGACGGCAGCGGUGCGUGCGGCGGCAGCGACGCAUGCGAUGGCAGCGGCGACAGCAGCGGCGACAGCUGGACUAAACAGGUCACUUGUAGAUAUUUUAAGUAUGGGAUUUGUAAGGAAGGAGAUAACUGUCGCUACUCCCAUGACCUCUCUGACCGUCUGUGUGGUGUAGUGUGCAAGUAUUUUCAGCGAGGGUGCUGUGUUUAUGGAGACCGCUGCAGAUGUGAACAUAGCAAGCCACUGAAACAGGAAGAAGCACCUGCUACAGAGCUAACUACAAAGUCAUCCCUUGCUGCUUCCUCAAGUCUCUCAUCAAUAGUUGGACCACUUGUUGAAAUGAAUACAAACGAAGCUGAGUCAAGAAAUUCAAACUUUGCAACUGUAGUAGCAGGUUCAGAGGACUGGGCGAAUGCCAUUGAGUUCGUUCCUGGGCAACCCUACUGUGGCCGUACUGUGCCUUCCUGCACUGAAGCACCCCUGCAGGGCUCAGUGACCAAGGAAGAAUCAGAGGAAGAGCAAACCGCCGUGGAAACAAAGAAGCAGCUGUGCCCCUAUGCUGCGGUGGGACAGUGCCGAUAUGGGGAGAACUGUGUGUAUCUUCACGGAGAUUUAUGUGACAUGUGUGGGCUGCAGGUCCUGCAUCCGAUGGAUGCUGCCCAGAGAUCACAGCAUAUACAAGCGUGCACUGAAGCCCAUGAGAAAGACAUGGAGUUCUCAUUUGCUGUGCAGCGCAGCAAGGACAAGGUGUGUGGGAUCUGCAUGGAGGUGAUCUAUGAGAAAGCCAACCCCAACGAGCACCGCUUCGGGAUCCUCUCCAACUGCAACCACACCUUCUGUCUCAAGUGCAUUCGCAAGUGGAGGAGUGCUAAGGAAUUUGAGAGCAGGAUCGUCAAGUCCUGCCCACAAUGCCGAAUCACAUCUAACUUUGUCAUUCCAAGUGAGUACUGGGUGGAGGAGAAAGAAGAGAAGCAGAAACUCAUUCAGAAAUACAAGGAGGCAAUGAGCGACAAGGCAUGCAAGUAUUUUGAUGAAGGACGUGGGAGCUGCCCAUUUGGAGAGAACUGUUUUUACAAGCAUAUGUACCCUGAUGGCCGUAGAGAGGAGCCACAGAGACAGCAAGUGGGAACAUCAAGCAGAAACCCAGGCCAACGAAGGAACCACUUCUGGGAAUUCUUUGAGGAAGGAGCGAACAGCAACCCCUUUGACGAUGAAGAAGAGGCUGUCACCUUUGAGCUGGCUUAAUGUAAGCAGUUAAAAGUAGCCAUGCCGCCCAUCGUCUGGAAUGUGAGGAGCACCUAUGCCCGGCCACCCCGUCUGGGAAGUGAGGAGCGCCUCUGCCCGGCCGCCACCCCGUCUGGGAGGUGAGGAGCAUCUCUGCCCAGCCGCCACCCCAUCUGGGAGGUGAGGAGCGUCUCUGCCUGGCCGCCCCGUCUGGGAAGUGAGGAGCGCCUCUACCUGGCCGCCCCGUCUGGGAAGUGAGGAGCGCCUCUGCCCGGCCACCCCGUCUGGGAAGUGAGGAGUGCCUCUGCCUGGCCGCCCCGUCUGGGAAGUGAGGAGCGCCUCUGCCCGGCCACCCUGUCUGGGAAGUGGGCGCCUCUGCCCGGCCGCCCUGUCUGGGAGGUGAGGGGCGUCUCUGCUCGGCCGCCCCAUCUGGGAGGUGAGGAGCGCCUCUGCCCGGCGGCCCCAUCUGGGAGGUGGGGAGUGCCUCUGCCCGGCCGCCCAUCAUCUGGGAUGUGAGGUGUGCCUCUGCCCGGCUGCCCCGUCUGGGAAGUGAGGAGCACCUAUGCCUGGCUGCCCCGUCUGGGAAGUGAGGAGUGCCUCUGCCCGGCCGCCCCGUCUGGGAAGUGAGGAGCGUGUAUGCCCGGCCGCCCCGUCUGGGAAGUGUACCCAACAGCUCCAAAGAGACAGCGACCAUCGAGAACGGGCCAUGAUGACGAUGGCGGUUUUGUCGAAAAGAAACGGGGGAAAUGUGGGGAAAAGAAAGAGAGAUCAGAUUGUUACUGUGUCUGUGUAGAAAGAAGUUGACAUAGGAGACACCAUUUUGUUCUGUACUAAGAAAAAUUCUUCUGCCUUGGGAUGCUGUUAAUCUAUAACCUUACCCCCAACCCCGUGCUCUCUGAAACAUGUGCUGUGUCAACUCAGGGUUAAAUGGAUUAAGGGCGGUGCAAGAUGUGCUUUGUUAAACAGAUGCUAGAAGGCAGCAUGCUCGUUAAGAGUCAUCAGCACUCCCUAAUCUCAAGUACCCAGGGACACAAACACUGCUGAAGGCCGCAGGGACCUCUGCCUAGGAAAACCAGAGACCUUUGUUCACGUGUUUAUCUGCUGACCUUCUCUCCACUAUUAUCCUAUGACCCUGCCACAUCCCCCUCUCUGAGAAACACCCAAGAAUGAUCAAUAAAUACUAAAAAAUAAAAAUAAAAAUUUAAAAAAUAAAUAAAUAAAUAAAUAAAAAAUAAAGUAGCCAUGCAGCAGCCUAAAUGCUUUGCUGCUUCAGUAUUUCUUCUGCCAGAUACCCUACAUCAUUACUCUCCAGCUCAG